Leptomonas pyrrhocoris is the source of this 2292-nucleotide messenger RNA. RefSeq lists its product as hypothetical. Gene Ontology annotation, biological process: regulation of cilium beat frequency. Lineage: Eukaryota; Euglenozoa; Kinetoplastea; Trypanosomatida; Trypanosomatidae. The record is from RefSeq and is a predicted model, not a curated record. Gene Ontology annotation, cellular component: axoneme; ciliary basal body. Bases 106 to 2292 code for a protein of 728 amino acids. The transcript has a single exon.
GCUCGCCGCCUUUGGCUACUUCCCCGUUCGUGUUUCUACCUUUCCAGCAAGAGCAUCGAUUGCGGUGUCUGUCGCAUCAACACACCAACACGCAAUAUACAUACUAUGGACGUUAUUCCUAUCGCAGCGCAGGAGACGGCGUCUCGCUACCACAAAAAGGCCGGCGAACGCCCCAUGAGUUCUGCCGUGACGACCGACCUCACCGCUCUGCUCACUCGACUGUGGCUGCUGAACAACAAGGAAGGCCUCGAUGAGGCGGGUAGCGUCGCCUCCACGGUCACCGCCAUUGAGCAGCAGGCGGACGACAUGGUUGACUACCUGCUGCACCGCUGCAGCCUACCGUGUCUUUCUACCUUGUCCCUGCAAGUCCGCUGCGAUAACCUCCGCACCUCGCACGCAGAGCAGGCUCAACAGGCCGCCGUGAAGAAGGAGGCGAUCGCGGUGCAGCUGGAGGAGGCGCUGCUGUCGAUGGAGUCUGGCCUGACCACGGCGGAGCAGGUCUGGGCCGCGCUGGCCAUCAGUCUCAUUCACCACUACGGCCGCGGCUCCCCACUCGUGCCGUCGUCGGCUGCCGCUGCGGCGGCGCAAACGUCGCCGAGCAGCGACCCGGCUUACGGCGAGGCCAUCUUUGCCGUCAGCGCCGCCUUGCCCCGCGCGCAGAUGGCGGGGUUCCUGCGGCAGGACCGGGUCGAGAGAGCCGGGCAGCUGCGCCAGCUCCGCCGCAUCGCCUGGGGUCUCCGGCUCUACCAAAAAGAAACGGGUCGGUGCGGCGGGGUGGACAUGGCCCCGCUCGCCGCCACCGCGGACACGCCGCUGUCGUUGCUGGAGAAAAAAUGCAACGAUGCCCUCGCCAGCCUGGAGCCGCGCAUUUGCCAAACACGGGCGCUGCUUACGUCCCCGACCUGCGCGUUGGUCACGGCGGCCAUGAACGUGCUGCGGGAGGAGUACCAUCAUUUGCUGUUGAUGCUGCACGUGCUGAAGUGCGCACAGUGCGGUCUGCGGCAACUGCGUGACUGCGUCGCGGAAAAGGUGUUGGCGCCGUACCAGACGACGCUAAGUGAACUGCGGGAGCUGCUGACGCCGAGCCGCCGACACCCCACCGCGGCGGCAGCAAACAACAACACCGACAACAACGGCGGUGGUGGUGCGCCAUCGGAGGCGGCACCGAAGAAAGUCGUCUUCCCCAAAUUCAUGGAACUGGCGGACGCCUACGAACUCGGCAUGAAGUGCGCGGAGGAGUACAGCUACUACGCCUCCCUCUUGCAAAUGGUGUCGGAUUCGCGGGAGGGCUACGCGUCGACGUUGCCGACGAACGCGGCUGAGGACGCCCUUGCGCGGGAGAACGCGAACAAGAAAGCUGCUUCUGCGGCUGCUGCGUCGGCUCACCCUCCCCCUUCUUCCGCAACUACGACGACUGCCGGUGCCUUAGCGGCGGAGGUCAACGCCAUCUUAGACGCCGAAACCACUCGCCGCAGACUACCGGCCGGCGUACACGUCCGCUAUUACACCGAGCUGCCUCUGCACACCGUCGACGCCGCUGUCGCUCAGCUCUACCCGCAGUCCCUGUGUGCCAUGCGUGGGUACUGCCCGGUGCAGUACAUCGAGGGCCGUCCGGUAUCGGGGCUGCUGCUGCCUGGGCAGACAGGGCAACUCCCAUCCGCCGAUGCUGCCUCGUCGCCUGCAGCGGCCCCGGGCGAUGCGUCGCUCGGCUGCAUGGAGGUGAGCGGCGGCACGGGUGAAGCCGCCCUCGCCCGCCCGCUUCGCUUCCUCUUCGCCGAUGCGGCGGCCACGCGGGCCUUCGCGGCCGACCCGUGGAGGUACGUGCACGGCUGCUUGCGUGUCUUCCACCCUGCGGAACCGUCCGUGUCGCUGGUGAUGGGGCUGGCGGAUGAGCUACCGGGGGAGCUCUACCUCGAGGGGGCCCGCAGUGUGGAGAAGGUGUCGGAUAUCGCGGCGAACACGCAGACCGCGGACAGGAGGGCGGACUGCGGCACGCAGACGGGGCAGGUGGACGCCUACAUCAACCACCACUACUUCUGGAACGAGUGGGACUUGCGCCGGCACGCGCUGAAGCUGGCGAACAUGAUGCAGAUGCGCACGCACGCGGCGCAGACGGCGGCCUCGCACUAUCGACGGGAGGCGACGACGCAGGCAGACCCGAUGAAGGACUCGGAGACGCAGACGUUGCAGGAUGCCGCGACGCAACCACCGCGAGUGGUGCAGUAUUUGAAAGGUCUGCGUGGCACAGAGGCGUCCGCAGUGGAGGCGGUGCAGCACUUCGUGGAGUACUAG